This is a messenger RNA of Cryptomeria japonica (Japanese cedar), 366 nucleotides long. RefSeq names its product cationic peroxidase 1-like. The record is from RefSeq and is a predicted model, not a curated record. NCBI's taxonomy places the organism in Eukaryota, Viridiplantae, Streptophyta, Pinopsida, Cupressales, Cupressaceae. Bases 1 to 366 code for a protein of 121 amino acids. Gene Ontology annotation, molecular function: peroxidase activity; heme binding. Gene Ontology annotation, biological process: response to oxidative stress. The transcript has 2 exons.
AUGAGAAAUCGCAUCUACGAGGAAUCGAACGUCGACCCUGUUUUUGCCGAAUCUCUUCGGGCAACAUGCCCUCGAAACGAUGGCAUUGGCAACAGCAACCUUUCUCCUUUCGACAUUGUUAGCCCAAAUAUAUUUGAUAAUAACUACUUCAAAGAUCUAAUGGAGAUGAAGGGCCUUCUACUCUCAGAUCAGGUACUACUAAACGGCAGGGAUACUGCGUUUGCUGAUGCUCAGGUUGCUCUCUACAGCAACGAUCAAGAUGCCUCUUUUAGUAAUUUCCAAGUUUCUAUGGUGAACAUGGGAAACAUUAAGCCUCUUACCGGGACGAACGGACAGAUUCGAAAAGAUUGCAGGAACCCAAACUAA